Molecule: messenger RNA, 3213 nt
Organism: Anastrepha ludens (Mexican fruit fly)
Lineage: Eukaryota; Metazoa; Arthropoda; Insecta; Diptera; Tephritidae
Product: secreted protein C-like
Exons: 5
Coding region: 1344-2738 (464 amino acids)
Source: RefSeq, a predicted model, not a curated record
UCUCGUCUUCUCUUGCAGAUCAAAAUCGUGGUAUCGGCAGUGCGGUGAAUAAAAAUGCCAAACACACAGAUGCACCAACAGAGUUGCAUGAAAUCAAUCACAAUAACAAUAAUAGCAUCACAACAACAACUGUAACUAAUGGUACAACAACAACCACAACAACACGCACAAAUUCACAAACCCCAUCGCCCAUCCUAGGACAUCAUGGCAAGAAGUCAGCAACGUCCACAACUACCGGCUCUAGUGCCACAGUGCUCGGUGGAACGUUGCUGGAAAAAAAAUCUCAAUCGAAAUUGCUCUCGGUGCGUGGCAAAGCUUUGCUACCGAAAUCCCAUCAACAACAACGCUCGGCUGAGGAAGCGCCUGUGCCAGCGACCGGAGUCGCUGAGCGACUGGAUGCGACGGAGCUGCAGCGUUUGAAACAUUUGAUUCGACAUUCGUGUAACGGUCGACUGGACUAUGAGGCAAUCGAGCGGCACCUGGAGCAGACGGAAUUACAGGAAGAGCACCGCAACAAAGGCAUCGAGGCUUUGGGCGUUUUGCUGCAGUAUGCGGUGUUCAAUCUGGAUGCAUUCGCAUGUCCGAGAGUAAAAACCGAGAAACACAAAAUUGAGGAACGUUUAAGCACAACACUGAAGCUGCUGGAUGAAGCGAAAACCAACUGUGCUCAGCUACAGGAUCAACUAUGUGAAAAAGAAGGCUAUUAUUUACAGCGCGAGCAAAAUCUGCAAGCAUUUCACCGCUGCGAAUUGGACAAAGAACAAGCCAAUCUAGCCGAUUAUCAAGCUUUUGCACAAGAGAAGUUCAAUGUACUCGAAUCACAAUUGGAGGCAAAAAAUUUGGAGCAUAAACGUAUCAUAGAAUCGUUUCGCCUGGAACUCUCACAGAAAAAACAAGAGCUCUGCGCAGCCGACGAACGUGAAACGAAAUUGAAGGAACGUUUCAGUGCGUUGGAGAUUUCUGAGCAAGAGUUACGUGAAAAGCUGAAGAGUACGGAAAAUUCCUACGCUACGCAUUUAAAAGUUGCCACAGAACGUCAGGAGCAGUGUCAUGAGCACAUAAAAAUCAUUACGAAGGAAGUGGAAACGCUGCGAGCCUCCAACGAAAAUAGGGAACGUGAGUUGCGUGAUAAAUUGAAUUUAUCGCAGGAGGAAAUUUCGGUUUUGCGGUCAUCUCAGCGCAGUUUCAAUGAGAGCUUGGACCGUAGUAGCGGCAUUAGCUCACCACGUAACUCUAGCACUUCGGAGUUUGCGCGCUUGGAAAGCGAGGUGGACAGCUUACACUGUGUGUUGGAGUUGAAGCAGAAAGAGAUUUCGAAGCUGAUCAAACAAAACGAGAAAUUGAUGCGAGAUGCCGAAGAGCGCGCCGUACUAACAGGCAAAAUAUCCAAGCUUGAGUCGAUGAUGGAGAUGCUAAAAUCAGAGCUUGACAUCAAGUCGGAGAAGGAGAAGGACUUCCUUCGCCAAAUAGACGACAUGCAAAAGGCUUAUAACCACGAAAUGGUAAAACGAAAGCGUCUCAGCUACGAUAACGAGGCCUUGCAAUGGCAGCUCAAGCAGCGCUCAGAGCAAUUGCAUAUCGUGGAAACCAAAUUGCAUGAGCUCUCCGCAAUGGAAUCGCACAACGCAAGCACUCAAUCUAGUAUUCACUCACUGAAUCGUUCUCAGCUGAUGAACGGUUCAUCAAUGGCCAGCAUACAAAUGGACGAUUUUUCGCCACCCACAUCGCCUGUGGUCAAGGGUGUAAUUGAAAAGCCUGAUUCCGUGUCGUGGGUGCUAGAGAUGGACGACGAUACACCCGAAGCAGCCGCAUCGAAAAUGGUGAAACGCGCUGGUUCUUUUCGUUCAGUUGAGCGCAGUCCUUCGACACGUCGGCAGUUGUCCGGAGGCGCCAGCGCCAUGAAUACAUCUUUGAGUAGUGUCGGCAGCGGUGCAUCAUAUGGCAAUGGUAAUAGCAGUGGGGGACCCAAUCCACUCUCGCAGUCAAUGUCUGCUACCACAGUGAUACGACAUUCCAGCGAUGUGCGAACCGAGUUCAGCAAACGUCCGCACUCGCGCACACGCUCCAAAUCGGUGAGUGUUAAAGGCACCGAACCAGUGAACGCUAGUGCAGGUGCGCUCAGCACCGGCUCGGUGGGCACCAAAAGCGGCAAACGGCUAUUGCGUCAAAGCUCCAGCUCAAGUGCAUGGAAGCAGCAUCAAUUGGAGUUGAUCAACUGGAAGGAACCGGUUAGUUCGAGUUCACCGCAUCAAAAUGCGAUACAUCCACGAACAUCUACGCUGUGUUCAGAAAUAGACGAGGAGCUGGUAUUGGCAGGCAGACACGAUGACUCGUUUUUUCCACACACUCCAAACUCCAGCGCAGCCGCCCGAAAGCUCAUCACCUGCGACACAUCCAAGUUGAAUUCGGGUGAGCGAUUGGAUAUGCAGUCGUUACCCACACACGCCUCCGUGCAUGAUCUUAAAAAGAAAUUCCACGAGAUACAGGAAUCCGCGGGUGAAGCUAUGGUGUCGGGCACAAAUUCAGAGGACGAAAGCUGCUCGGCGUCAUCUGAUGAUGCUUGCUCAGCAUCGACCUCGUCUGCAACAACAGGUUCAACCUCGUCGCUAAAGAACUCGCACAUUUCACUGGAAGACGAUGUUAUCUUGUUCGACAAAAUCAACAGCCUCAACGGUACGCCAAUGGAAGUUAGCUGGUCCGAUGAUACAGAAAUAUUUGCUAACGGCUCAACGGUAUGACAAGACGAAGCGUUAGAAUUAGCAGAAGAAGAUGAGGAAGAGGAUAGCUUCUGAAUCUAAUUGCAAUAACUAUUUAGCAAGCGUUCAACAGAAAAACGUAAUUUAUUUUUUAAAAAAGAAAAGCAAAACAAACUUAAGCCAAUAAGAGGUUAAAUAAACUGUGUCUCUUCCACUGGCAAAGCACAGACAUUUCGCAAAUUCAGCACCUCAAGGCGUUGGAAAUGUGAUUGCUUUGAGGGUAGAAGAGCGCACAAAACAUGACAGAACACACUGGCCAAAAUUAUAUAGUUUGCUGGGAUUUGGCGCUAUUUGGGUAGCCUCGAACUACUUAACUUUAUUUAAUUUUAUUUAUUUGAAGGAAGAGAAAAUGAGAAAGCGUUAAUGAAUUACUUGUAAUUUUGAUGGUUUCAUGUACAACAGAGAGAAAAAAUAAUAAAAAAAAAAUACUUUCGCAUUGUUAUGAAUGCUCAGCGAA